Brenthis ino (lesser marbled fritillary) is the source of this 681-nucleotide messenger RNA. The record is from the annotation of a GenBank genome assembly. Lineage: Eukaryota; Metazoa; Arthropoda; Insecta; Lepidoptera; Nymphalidae.
AUGAAACACGUUCGCGAGUGUUGGGUAGAAGCAAGAGUAUUUUGUGUGCAAACUUCGGCUUUAAUACCCAUUGGCGAUAUAUUUCUUUAUGGUAACACUGCGGCUUUAGCUUGGAAUCUACCAACAGAAGCCAAAGAUUUACUUAUGUUUAAAGAAGACAAGAAUACCGCUCGAAGGCGAAGAGAUGAGGAGACGUAUUUUACCAACGUUUCAGGAAAAAGAUCAGCCAUCGUCAACCCGGCGUUAGCAAAACGUAGUGUUGAUGAAAAUAUGACUUUCAAAGAGAAGCUGAAAAUUAAAAUAGAUCGCGCAAAAAUGCACGAGAGAAAGUUAAAGCGAGAUUUUCUCAAUAAACAACAUUUAGACCAUGACAGUGUGGAGUUCCACAGGAGCACUAGAGUUGGAUUAUAUGAAAAAUUAAUUCCACUUAUAACAGCUCUCGGAGGCGACGGUCGACAGUGUGUACUUUAUAAACUAUGCGAAUCUGCAAGAUUUUCAAGACAAGGCACAUUCUUAGAAGAGUUUCUUAGAGUCGUUUUUACAUUACCAAAAGGUAGAGAGUUCCAAGACAACGCAUAUAGAGAAUACGACAGCGCGCAUACCGAGACGGACGACUGUACCACUCUAUAUCCUGGAUGCGACUUUUAUUUACCGAUGCAAAAAUUAAAUAAAUACAAAAAA